Molecule: messenger RNA, 1618 nt
Organism: Hemibagrus wyckioides
Lineage: Eukaryota; Metazoa; Chordata; Actinopteri; Siluriformes; Bagridae
Gene: dnajc8
Product: DnaJ (Hsp40) homolog, subfamily C, member 8
Exons: 9
Coding region: 78-833 (251 amino acids)
Cellular component (GO): nucleus
Source: RefSeq, a predicted model, not a curated record
UUUUUGCAAAACUUGCCAUCAGCGAGGCACACUUCCGCUUUAACGACGUCACAUCCGCAGGGAGGUCUACAUCCAAAAUGGCUGCUCCAGCAGGCGCCUCCGCUGCUCCGGGUAGCACCAGGGAUGAAGCGUUUCAGACGUUUUAUACAGAGGUGAAGCAAAUUGAAAAGCGUGACUCUGUACUGACAUCCAAACAGCAGAUAGAUCGAUUGUUGCGGCCCGGCUCGACGUAUUUCAACCUCAACCCUUUUGAGGUUCUACAGAUUGACCCAGAAGCCACAGAUGAAGAGCUGAAGAAGAGAUUUCGCCAGUUGUCUAUUUUGGUCCAUCCGGAUAAAAACCAGGAUGACGCAGACAGAGCACAGCAGGCCUUCGAAGCGGUUGACAAGGCGUACAAGCUGCUCCUGGAUCCCGAGCAGAAGAAAAGGGCCGUGGACGUGAUUCAUGCGGGAAAAGAAUACAUCGAGCACAACAUGAAUCAGAAGAGGAAGCAGCUAAAGAAAGACGGCAAGCCUACAGUGAUCGAAGAGGAUGACCCGGAAGUGUUCCGGCAGGCCGUGUAUAAACAGACCAUGAAGCUGUUCGCUGAGCUGGAGAUCAAGAGGAAGGAGAGAGAAGCCAAGGAAAUGCAUGAGAGAAAAAGGCAAAGAGAAGAGGAGAUUGAAACACAGGAGAAGGCUAAGAGAGAGAAAGAGUGGCAGAAAAACUUUGAGGAAUCCAGGGAUGGACGCGUGGACAGCUGGAGAAACUUCCAAGCCAAAGGUAAAAGCAAGGAGAAGAAGAACAGAACGUUCCUCAAGCCUCCCAAGGUCAAAAUGGAGCAAAGAGAUUAAUAAUCAUGUGAAGAAAGAAAGAAAUAAAAUAAAAAGAUAAAAAAAAAAAAAAACAGAGACGUGGAAGUCCAACCAUCUGCAUCUACUCUUAUGGGUUUCCUCUUCAGGCCUGUGUGUGUGAGAGGGUGUGUGUGUGUGUGUGUGUGUGUGUGUGUGUGUGUGUGUGUGUGUGUGUGUUUAGGAAUGUGACACUCUCAGUCCAGCUGAGGGCGCUGUGGAACAGCACAUGUAUCUCUCCCAACCCCGUGUAGUCUUUCUCCCCAUCUGCUAGGGGGAAAGGUCUCGUCCUGUGGCUGGAUGGAUGCUUGUCACUAUUUAAAUACUGGUUUGUCACAGCAGAUUGAUCCGUCAUCAGAGUAGUUUCUACAAGAGCAAAAAGGCUUUUCUUUCUUUUCCUUUUUAAAUACUUUGUACAUAUUUGUGAGUUUGAUGUCUAUUGUGCACAUGAGGCAAAAUAAAUGCUUUCUUUAGGUCCUUUCUUUUUUUUUUUCUUUUUUCUUUUUUUUUUACCCUGUCUCCCAGAAUAAAACAUGUUUGUAGCCUACAUUAAAAUUCAACAAUUGCUUUGUUGGGGUUUUUUUCUUUUUUUUUUUAGUCUCACUUUCUUCUGUUCUAAUAGAAUUUUGAAACUUUUACCUCACUAAAACAAGUCAGUAUUCAUGAAGCGUUUUGCCAUUAAUUAUCUUUCCUCAAAAAAACAAAACAAAAACUUUGUAUGGUAAACUGCUAAGUAGGGGUGUAUCGGUGCAUCGCAAUGCAAUAAAGCGCAAUGUGGAAAACUGCGA